GUGAAAGUCAGUUGGAGACCGAUCCCUAGCAAGCUGGUGCAAGCCACAAAGCGAAGCUACCAGAUUUCAGGCGAGUUUACUGCGACAGGCUGGUUGUUGGCAAGCUUACUUCUUUCUCUUUCUGCACAAUCCAGUCACCUUCCUAAAUGGUGUGAUAACGUCGGGUGAGGUUCAAGGUGGCUGGAUUUUGGCCGACUCGCCGACAUCAGCCACCACCAAGCACAGCUCAAAAAAAGCUCGACCGACCAAAUCGCGUCAACACCAACAUUGCAUUCCUUGGUCAUUCCACCACUCCACCACUGAAUAAACUCAACCAUCGCACAUAAUUGUCCAUUAGCUAUUCAGAAUGGCUCCAAGGAAAAGCGCUGCUUCAGCGAACGACACCAAGCCCACCAAAAACAAUGCGACCACCAAAUCUAAAGCUGAGCCCAAGGCUGCUGAUAAACCAUCCACCAAGAUUGCGAAAGAUGAAUCGGCACAGGCAAAAAAAGGCGCAAAUGUUAUGAAACCCGCGCGCGGAAGGAAACCCAACGAGGUCGAGGAAGCACCAGUCAAAGGUACGUGGCCUUCAAUUCCACUCUUGUGAUGGUGUCCAGUUCUGCGCGACGCGAUGCUAAUCCAUGAAUCCUGCAGCUCCAGUCGCAAACACCACCAAGCCAGGACGUGGUAGAAAACCCAAAUCGGUCGAGAGUGUCCCAGAAACAGGUACGCACUCCCUACAUUUGCAUUUUUGUUGUUCCCGAGUUUCGAGGGACGCGACGCUAACCUUGGAGUCCUUGCAGCUCCUGCGACUGCUCCUGCAAAACCCGGAUGUGGUAGAAAGGCGAAGUCAGCCGACGAGGAUGUAGCAGAAGGUACGUACCAUCUAGCACCAAUCUUUUGGGAUUCCCAACUUUCGACAGACGCGAUGCUAAUCCUCGAAUCCUGCAGUUCCCGCUGCUCCCACGACCACCGUGGCAGGUACGAAGCGCGCCGCUAGCAAAACAUCACCCGCCGCCGAAGCCCCAUCGAAGCGCCAGAAGAAGGCCGUUGUCAGUGUGAAUGAUGCGCCUACAGGAAAGCUUGAUAUCUAUGUCUUUGGUGCCGGUGAACAAGGCGAAUUAGGCCUCGGCUCAGGUGCCAGAGUGAAGGAUGUCCAGAGACCUAGAUUGAACAAGAACCUGGAUUCAAAGAGCAUUGGUGUGGCACAAAUUGCUGUCGGAGGAAUGCAUUGUGUUGCUCUCACACAUGAUGGAAAGAUUUUAACUUGGGGCGUAAACGACAACUACGCGUUAGGUCGCGAUACCGCCUGGGAGGCUCCUACUCGCGAUGCCGACGCGUCUGACUCGGAGGAUGAUGAUGAAGAAAGUGGACUGAACCCACGAGAGACCACUCCAACGGCCAUUCCAUCCGAGUGCUUCCCCGAUGAUGUUGCUGGUUUCUCUCAGGUCGUUGCUACUAACAGUGCGAGCUUCGCCUUGACUUUGGACGGACGAGUGUUUGGUUGGGGAGCCUUUUCGGUAAGUACUCACUACAUCACACACCCUACUCGGUUAACAUGAUUAGGGAAAUGACGGCACUUGGGGAUUCUUCAAGGAGGAUGCAGCUAAAGGUAUCAAAUUCCAAAAGGUCCCAGCUCUGAUUCCCCAACUAUCCAACAUAAAGGCGCUCGCCUCUGGCGGCGACCAUGUUUUGGCUUUGGAUCAUAAGGGUUAUGUCUUUGCUUGGGGGUGUGGAGAGCAAUCUCAACUAGCACAUCGAGUCGCAGAGCGCCGCCGAUUCGAUUACCUCGUCCCAAAUCCUGUCGCCCUACCAAAGGGUAAGAUCCAAGCCAUCUCUGCGGGAGGUUACCACGGCUUUGCCGUUGAUGAUAAAGGACAAGUUUGGUCGUGGGGCCUGAAUAACUUUGGUCAAACCGGGAUUUCCAAUGGCGCGGGGGAUGAUAACGCAGUCAUUCAACGACCAUUUAUUGUCAAGGCUCUCUCAGAUUACAAAAUCAAGUCAAUUGUUGGAGGACUGCAGCACUCGAUUGCUUGUACCAAGGAUGGAGCUGUCCUUGUAUGGGGACGAUGUGACGAUGGUCAGAUGGGUGUUGACUUGACAGACGUACCAAAGGAGAAUUUGUUGUUGGAUAGUCGAGAAAAGCCAAAGAUUAACAAGGAGCCUGUUCAAGUCCCAGGUAAGAGUUAUAGUAAAUACUCAUGAUACAUUCAGCUAACUUCAUCUUACAGAUCUAAAGGCUGACUUUGUCGCCGCCGGUAUUGACGAUUGUAUUGCCAUCACCACAGACGGAAAGGCGUUCUCUUGGGGUUUCUCCGAUGGUUACCGUACUGGUCAUGGUACCGAUGAGCCAAUUCAUAAAGCAACCAUGAUCGACAACACCGCCAUUAGAGAGAAGAAGCUGACCUGGGCUGGUUGUGGUGGACAGUUUAGUGUUCUUGCUGGCCCAACUGUUCAGCUUUGAUUGUGCAAAGGUCGCGGGGAGACAGGAAGACUAUUUGCAGUGGAUCAUUCUGAUCUUUGAAUACCUCUUCACUUUGAUGAGAUACGUGGAUAAUUAAUGGAUAGAUUGCGAUUGUAACAACAGGAACACAGAUUCAGGGGCAUAUUUUACCUUUUCUGUUUGGCGCACAUAGGCGUUUAUCGGAGGGAGCAUCACUUCUGUUUAUUGUAGAUAAUCUUAUUUCGAACUGGGGGAAAAGCAAGCAAUUUGAUACUUGAGGACUUUCUCGAGACUUGAAGUA
Messenger RNA from Hymenoscyphus albidus, 2723 nucleotides. NCBI's taxonomy places the organism in Eukaryota, Fungi, Ascomycota, Leotiomycetes, Helotiales, Helotiaceae. The record is from the annotation of a GenBank genome assembly.